This is a messenger RNA of Haliaeetus leucocephalus (bald eagle), 3404 nucleotides long. It is a transcript of the gene ZNF395, whose product is annotated as zinc finger protein 395. Gene Ontology annotation, biological process: regulation of transcription by RNA polymerase II. The transcript has 9 exons. Bases 11 to 1516 code for a protein of 501 amino acids. NCBI's taxonomy places the organism in Eukaryota, Metazoa, Chordata, Aves, Accipitriformes, Accipitridae. Gene Ontology annotation, cellular component: nucleus. Gene Ontology annotation, molecular function: DNA-binding transcription factor activity; RNA polymerase II cis-regulatory region sequence-specific DNA binding. The record is from RefSeq and is a predicted model, not a curated record.
UGUGUCCGAGAUGGCGAGCGUGCUAUCCAGGCGUCUGGGGAAGCGCUCCCUGCUAGGCACCCGCGUCUCUGCCCCCAGCGCCUUGGCUGACGGGGUGCUGGUGGCCACCCAGGUUCCCAGCUUGCAGACUGACCUUGGCCAGGCAUCUGCCCACACAGUGCCGCGAGAGGAUGGAUCCUGUGCACCGUCAGCAGAGGAGAGCAGCCAAGCACCCAGGUUCCCCAGCCCCGGCCGCCGGCAGCUUUGUGCCGGGCAGCAAGUCCUUGUCACCUACAACGGGCAGGAGUGUGCCGGCCUCGUGGAGCAGCACAACCCACUGAGCGACAAGGUGAAGGUGCUGCUGCCGGAGCAGGGCUUGCAGGCGUGCUGGAGGAUACAGGACGUGCGGCCGGCUCCGCUCCAGCCCCCCACCCUGCCUGCAGCCGGCAGUCCCGGCCCUGCUGAGGCGCUGCAGAGAUCCGUAUCCAGCAAUAUUGAUGUACCCAAGAGGAAAGCCGACGCGGCUGUGGAGAUGGAUGAGAUGGUGGCAGCCAUGGUGCUGACAAGCCUCUCCUGCAGCCCUGUGGUACAGAGCCCUCCCGCCGGCGAGAGUGGCAUCCCCCCCUCACGGGCAGCGUGCGAUCCCUGGAAAGAGAGCGGCGAUGUCUCGGACAGCGGAAGCAGCACCACCAGCGGGCACUGGAGCGGGGGCAGCGACAUCUCCACCCCUUCGCCUCCCCACCCCGCUGGCAGCCCCAAGUACUCCAGCGAGGCCCUGAGCUCCCCCCAGGCAGAUGAUGGCUUCGAGACCGACUCCGACCCCUUUCUCCUUGAUGAACCCGCUCCACGCAAAAGAAAGAACUCGGUGAAGGUGAUGUACAAGUGCCUGUGGCCGAGCUGCGGCAAGGUCCUGCGCUCCAUCGUCGGCAUCAAGCGACACGUCAAGACCCAGCACCUCGGGGACAGCGCAGACUCCGACCAGCGGAAGCGGGAGGAGGAUUUCUACUACACCGAAGUGCAGGUGAAGGAAGAGCCGGCGCCGGAGGCGGCCGCCGCCGCCAGCCCCACAUCCGCGUCCGCCCCCAUCAUCAUCCACCAGCAAGCCCUGGCAAAGCCGGAGGCGCUGCUGGUGGAGCAGCCGGUGCUGGAGCCCGCCCUGGCCAGCGGCGCCCUGAGCCAGUCUGCCCCCAGCUCCUUCUGGCACAUCCAGGCUGAUCAUGCCUACCAGGCGUUGCCCUCCAUCCAAAUUCCAGUGUCCCCCCACAUCUUCACCAGCAUCAGCUGGGCCACUGCCACCUCGACUCUCCCGUCCCUGUCACCGGUGCGGAGCCGGUCGCUCAGUUUCAGCGAACCCCAGCCACCGACGCCGAUGCUCAAGUCCCACCUGAUCGUCGCCUCACCGCCCAGGGUGUCCAUCGGCACCAGAAAAGUCCGCGGUGAAGCCAAAAAGUGCCGUAAGGUGUACGGCAUCGAGCACCGGGACCAGUGGUGCACGGCCUGCCGGUGGAAAAAAGCCUGCCAGCGCUUCCUGGACUGAGCGCAGCACCGCGGUGCCGCAUCCCUCCCCUGCUCCUGCCCGGGGAGCACUGGAGUCCCUCACUGCUGCAACCAGGGACCUUGGAGGUACCUCCUGUGACCCCGGAAGACACCUCCAGAGCUGCGUGUAAAUUCCUCCUUCUGUAUAUUGUACAUCUGCUGGGUUUGCUCUUUUUUUAAAAAAAAGCUUUUUCCAACUUUUUUUUUUUUUAAAACCUGAAGAAUAUCUCCCUUUGUAUAGUAAAAGCUGGGGCUGGGAGGGAAGGAAGCCAGUUCCUUGGGGUUCGGGGGAGAUUGUAGGCAAUCUGGGGACCAAAGAGCUUCCUGCAUUUCCCAGAUGAGCCCUAAAAUCUCCUGAACCGUCGCAGCGUGGCUGGGGUGAGGUGUUGAGGCAGCUUCCCGUGUCCUUUGACUACCUAGAAAGUGCAAAUCCCUUGUAUCCCUUAAGGGAGGGGGUCGGUAACAAUUAUAGCUUUAAAAAAGAAAAUGCUGUUGGGUUGCUGCAAGCAAGGCAGGAGUGGUUCUUGGGGCAGGAGUUGGAGGUUUCUCUCCCUGCAUGGAUGUGGUCUUUGCUCAUGUCGUGUCACACCGAUAGCUCAAGCCUGCCUGUGCCUCCGGUCGGUUCCAGCGUGUCGUUUUUGGAGGCAUUUGGGGGGUAAAAAACACCCAAAACAUUUUAAUCAGGAAAGCUAUGAGAAUUUUUAAGGCAAAACCUUAUGUUCCUUCUCAUUUUAGGCUUUGUAAGUCUGCUUAGCUCUGUGAAAAAUCUAUGUUGUGGCCCUCACUGUGUCUUUCAAAACUAGGCAGAGCAGUUUUAUUUUUUUCAGUUAAUGAUUCCACCAAUAAAGGCAGCUGGGAGGACUGGGAAGGGUUUCCCUUAGCAUCACCGUAUGGCCCCAGUUCAGCAAAACGCUUCAAUAUUUCCUUCUGAAUCCCAUCGAACCUCGUGGGAGUUUUCUGACUUCCAUCCUUUAAAAUAUGUAUUUACCCAACCCAAAUUGCUGCUGGCUUCCUGUCACUGUCACUGCUGUGACCACUUGCACUGCUGGUGAGGCGUUGCACUUGGUGUCGGGCCAGGAUGCGUGUGGCCGGGGAGCCGGAUUGCCCCAUCGGCUUUCUCCCCUCGCUGGGGCAGGCAGCCAUUUGGAUAUGUAUUAUUUUUUUUUUUUGCUGUGUUUUUGAUAAUCAUAGGCUGUAACCUGCAGCUGUCGAGCCAAGAGCAAUCCCUGCACACAGCUUGAGCCCGGGGUGUUUUUAAGGACCCCGCGCCGAGACUCAGCUUCCCUUAUAAAAGCGAAUUGUGUGGGUGGGAGAGUCCGAUACUGCUCCCGGAUCGCCCCAUUGCUGAAGGGAUCGGGUGGGCAGGUGAAGCGGGUUGAGAUACAUAUAUAUGUAUUACUGGUGCUUGUCGACGUGUUUGGGUAUUUCUUUUGUUGUUGUUCGUUUGUAAUUUUGUACAUAUAAACAGUAUAUCGUCCCGCAACCUGAUCUUCUCUCCGGUAUCCAACUGGCGGAUGCAAUAUUUGGCUGCUGGAAGGCGGGAGCAAAACUCCUCGGGCAGAGUGCGACCCCACAGGGUUACAUCCCCGGGUGGGUCUGGGCAGGUCUGGCUCAAGUCCCAGGGAAGAGGUUCUGUUCCUUGAGAGCUACUCACUCAGGUUCCCAUCCCUGCUGGAGCGUGGUAUUAGGAGCAAAAUGUCAGGAAAAGCCUUUUCCUUUCCCGCCGUCAUCAGGGACUCUCUGCGGGUUCCCAGCUUGAGCGUUUUGUUGCAAAAACGACUUUCCAAAGCGUGUUGCCAGUUGGUGCUCUGCAUCCACAGCCCUGGUAACAAUUAAUUGCAUGGUGGGGUUGUUGCACUACUCAAAAAUAGGUGUUUGGUGUUUGUUUU